AUGCCUAUAUCACUUGAAGAUGAACUUGAUAUGGUCACCGAACAAGAACGUAUAGAUAAUUUAUCAUCAACACAAUCUUCAAGAGAAGCCCGUGCAAGAGAUGCACAGGCCGAAGCAACUUUCCAUGGAACGAACGUGAAAAGUUUCACACGACGCGAACAACAAGAACACCACCAACGUUUAUUAAACAAAGAAAUGAACAACUUUAUACAACACUUCCCUAACGCUUGCCAAGUAUUGAAAGCUGGUCAUACGUUUAACCAUACCGAUUCCUCCACAUCGGACGAUACGAAAGAAGUUGAAGCACGACCUAACAAGCGAAAUGUCGCUACUAAUCGCAAUUUAAAUUUUUCACACAGCACUAUAGACUUGAAACGAUUAUGUCCUUCUCCGGAACCUCUUCUUGAAUCCCUGGAAGCGGACCUUCUACAAUCGCCAAAUUUUCUUUUUAAUUUUAGUUAG
Messenger RNA from Rhizophagus irregularis DAOM 181602=DAOM 197198, 462 nucleotides. RefSeq lists its product as uncharacterized. The record is from RefSeq and is a predicted model, not a curated record. Lineage: Eukaryota; Fungi; Glomeromycota; Glomeromycetes; Glomerales; Glomeraceae.